GUACGUAUCAUUCCAGGCGUCAUUCCCAUUUUUCUGCCACCUUAGCCUGCCGGCGCCACCUCCUUCCUCGACCAAGACAUAGCAUCAUGACUGUCCUGACUGGCCCUGUGCGUGUGUUAACUGAACGCGUCAUGUCCCGUGGCUUCGAACCGACGGUGUCGCGCAUGAUGGAGCGCGUGAAGAACACGGUGCGUCGCCAACCCGGCCUCUUGUCCGUACAAACCCUCGCGGACGUUGAGGACCACCACAAGUACAUUGUCUUGUCCGAGUGGAAGACCCGCCAGGACUACGAAAACUGGGAAAAGAGCGACGACUUCAAAACGUGCACGGCCAAAGUCAACGAGUGCUUGGACAUGCCAGGGAAAAAGACAAGAAUCUUUCAAACCCCCAAGGACGACAUCUUCCUCCUCUAAUAUCAAACGCCGUGAGUCAUCCCA
Aphanomyces astaci is the source of this 437-nucleotide messenger RNA. RefSeq lists its product as hypothetical. The transcript has 2 exons. The coding region runs from base 87 to 413 and encodes 108 amino acids. NCBI's taxonomy places the organism in Eukaryota, Oomycota, Saprolegniomycetes, Saprolegniales, Verrucalvaceae. The record is from RefSeq and is a predicted model, not a curated record.